UGAACGCGAAGAAGAUGUGGAGAUAAGAGAAUAACCUAGCAACGGAGGACGCAGUGACGUCACUACUGGGUGUCAUUGCUACGUUUUACCGCAGGGGGUCACUAUUUCACCGUUUCUAUUUUUAACCACAGGCUGCAGAGUGCUAAAGUAUGUGAUGGAGAAAUUUAAUUAAACCUGUCUUUUUGAGAGUACCAAUUUGACUAUUUGUAAUAAACAAUAUUUGGUUGUCUUUUAAAAUGCCUUUGGUUGCAUUCGUGGUGAAUCGGUGCUAUAUUAACCCAACCGAGGUGGACUGAACUGAUGGUAUAGAAAAAGAAAGUUCAAUUCUCAGUAAGAAAUAGUUGUAAAGUAAUAUAUUUCUUGCCAACAUUUAUACCAAAAUUAAUAACUUGAAGUUGUUAAUUUUGUUAGUAAAUUCCAAAUUUUCAAUUGGCAUUUAUCGGGUGUUUUUGUCUCCCCCUAACGGUCAAAUUUGCUAGCAGCAGGUAAAGGCGUGGCCAAUUGUACUUUGCAGCAUUUACCUGAGAGCGACGAGAUUAAAGGACGCUGCUGGCGGCGUCCUAUUUAAUCUACAUUAAAGAAAACACGAUGGUGGAACAAACCAGGCGUCCGAACCGUGCUGUGACCCUCCAGGCUGGACCUGGAGAGGUGGCGGACGGGAGCCUCAGGAUCCGUGACAGAGCAGCGAGGGUCGUUGGUCGACAGCUGGCUGAAAUCGGAGACCUUCUGAACCAGGACUGGGCCAGGAGAGAUCCAAAUCGGCCGCCAACUCCUCUCUACCUGCUGGGACCUGCCCGGACUCUGACACGGAUCAUCUACAGGGACCUCCACAACCAGCUGUGGGGUUUCCAGAACCUAUGGUCUCCGGUGAAGGCCUGGAUUGUCAGCACUACUUCCAGGCCGGGAAACCUCAGAGCAGAGGCAAAGGCAACCUGGGUGAGCAGUUUAAAAGUGGUGGCUUGUCUUGGCUGGACCAGAGGAGCACUCAUGACCGUAGCACUUUUGGCGGCAGCAAGCAUUUUUGGUGGACUGUGGAUGUAAGAGGAGGCCUGGAAAGAAGCCCAAAGAAAGUCUUGAGUAUGUUUGAUGAAAGGAAAAAAAAAGUUUGCAUUUGAUUUAAAAUUAAUGCUGAUUUUUGUUUCUGCUGUUUACUUUUCUUUUUUUUUUACAUACCAUUUUCAUGAGCUGUAUUGAUAUUAACGACAGACUGGAAACACCUUCCUUAGAAUAAAGCUUGAAAAAAUGUGUUGCUAAAUUCACUGAAGAACCUCCAGAUUGGUUUAACUAAAAAAAAAAGAGUUUCCUGAACAUUGUAGCCUGGAAGGCUGUUUUAUCAUUGCACUGAAGUCAGAAAGCAUGUUUCUCAUGACAGGACUGUUGCUGGCCUGCAGUCUUUUGCAGUUUCUUACUGGUUUAAGAGGCCAAGGUUUUUACAAACGAUGUGUAGCUUUGCUUGUGAUGAAAUGACGGGAGCUGGACUUUCUGUUGCAGAUUUGACGAGGCUUUUUUCCCCCCACGUCUUACAAAUAAACUUUAAGAUGA
Poeciliopsis prolifica (blackstripe livebearer) is the source of this 1542-nucleotide messenger RNA. RefSeq names its product BCL2 interacting killer (gene bik). The record is from RefSeq and is a predicted model, not a curated record. NCBI's taxonomy places the organism in Eukaryota, Metazoa, Chordata, Actinopteri, Cyprinodontiformes, Poeciliidae. The transcript has 6 exons. Bases 589 to 1041 code for a protein of 150 amino acids.